Molecule: messenger RNA, 3675 nt
Organism: Aedes aegypti (yellow fever mosquito)
Lineage: Eukaryota; Metazoa; Arthropoda; Insecta; Diptera; Culicidae
Product: E3 ubiquitin-protein ligase TRIM37
Exons: 14
Coding region: 228-3449 (1073 amino acids)
Biological process (GO): negative regulation of centriole replication; protein autoubiquitination
Cellular component (GO): aggresome; peroxisome
Molecular function (GO): ubiquitin protein ligase activity; zinc ion binding; ubiquitin protein ligase binding
Source: RefSeq, a predicted model, not a curated record
UGUCAACAACAAACGUUCUGCAGCUCAGUCUCAUUUUCUUUGUGCACUUUCUUUGUGGAGCAAAUUUUCGCUUUUUUGUAACAUAAAUUCUUAUCGUACGGUUACGAAAAUUGUUUCAUCCUCUUCGUUUAUAGUUUAACCGGAUUGUGGCCAUUGGCAGUUCUCAGAAGGCGCUACUAAUGUUAGCUAGCUGAAUUCUGCGGCUCUGUCGGAAACUUUUUUGUACAAUGGCGAAACGUCUUGGUCCCGGUCCACCAGCAGGAAAUGGAGCAAGCAAUCCUUCGUCAGGUCAAAACGACCAUCUCAGAGAGACCAUCAGCGAUGUGUUCCGGUGCUUCAUAUGUAUGGAAAAGCUGCAGGAGGCCCAUCUUUGUCCGCACUGUUCGAAACUAUGUUGCUAUCUUUGCAUUUCCCGCUGGUUAACGGAACAACGUCGACAGUGUCCCCAUUGCCGAGCAACGCUGCAUGUGUCCGAUCUAGUAAACUGCCGCUGGUUUGAAGACGUUGCCGUUCACAUUGAGAACCUCCAACAAAUUUGUCAGAACAUCAAGUCAUCAAACCUCAAUCAUCGCGAUCAAGAUCAGUGUCCGACUCACAAGGAGAAGUUAAGCGUGUUUUGUUGGACCUGCAUGAAGUGUAUUUGUCACCAAUGCGCUCUCUGGGGCGGAACCCAUUCUGGACACACCUUCAAACAAUUAGAGCUUGUAUAUGAAACUCACCUUGCACAGGUAAAAGAAGAACAGCAGCAGCUCAAAAGUCGCUUAUUAGAGUUGAUUAGCCUAGUACAAGACGUCGAACAAAAUGUGAACACCGUCCGCAGUGCUAAAGACGAACGUGUCAGUGAAAUGAGGACUGCUGUAAAUUUAAUGGCAGGCCGGCUCGAGUCACAACUGAAAGGUAAAUUCGGAACCCUGAUGGACCGAAAAACUUCAUUAACCCAAGAAACUGAACAACUUGAACAUCUACUGCAAGAAAUUGAACAUCAACUGAACACAUGCUCCAAAUCCCAGCUAAUAAUGAAAUCUGCCGAACUGCUGAAGAUGAUAAACCAAGUGCGCACAAAACCAAUGACCAGUUAUGUAACCGCACCGGUGGCAGCUGAUUUUAUAAGUGAAAUCGUGCCAGCUUACGACACGGGAGUAUUUAUUAUGCAAAAUUUUACAAAACUUCAAAAGAAGGCUGAACCAGUGUAUUCCAACCCGCUUUACGUGAAUGGGCUGUGCUGGAGACUAAAAGUUUAUCCUGGGGGCAACGGUGCCAUGCGCAAAGAAUACCUUUGCGUAUAUUUAGAACUGACUGUAGGAUAUCCAGAAGCAAGCACAUAUGAAUACCGAUUACAAAUGAUUCACCCGAAUUCAUCAAAAAUAAUCCAACGAGAAUUUGUAUCCGACUUCGAGGUUGGUGAAUGUUGGGGAUAUAAUCGAUUUUGUCGACUGGAUGCCCUAGCUGAGGAAGGAUAUUUGAAUACGAUCAAUGAUACUCUAGAACUGCGAUACCAAGUAAGGCCAACCACAUUUUAUCAGAAGUGUCGUGACCAACAGUGGUACAUAAACAAUCUGCUGAGAACCCAAGCACUUCACUUAACAGAGAUUAAGACUCUCAGCGAACGGUUAACACGAACCGAACGAAUGCUGGGACAAAACACUUCGAAACAGGCAUCUUCCAUGGAAAUAGCACCUCAUAAAUCGCACAGCGCCUCGGAUGCUAUUUCGCCAGCUUCGUACAAUAGUCGUAGAUUAAAUGUCAAACACUUCUUAAAACUCAAUUCCAGUAGUACAAGACGUUCGUCAAAUAAUGAGACACCAUCUAAAAGUCCUAUCAAUCAUUCAAACACAAACUAUGGUCAUACAUCUGCAGACGAAUUUAGUGCCCUUUUGUCAUCGCUUCAAAUGCAAUCAUACAAUGUCGCCUCUGGGAGUGGAACUUUGGCAUCGCAUCGCAAAGAAUCUCAAUCGAAGACACUCGUUAAAGUUGGACCAAGCUCCAGUACGUUUGUAGGACCGAAAAAUACACAGCUAUCAGUUUCACAAUCUUCGCCAAAUUUGCAAUCCCACCAUAGUCAUUCCGGUACAGAUUCGGAUGACGAGUUUGGUACCGAUCGUAACGAGAAUAACAGUAAUGAUAGGAAUAUUCGAAAAUUAAACACUGCCGAAAUACAUAUAUCUUUCGAAGACGCCAGUUCUUUCGACGACAAUGAAGUUGAUCCAGAGGAAGUUUUAUCGGGAGAAAAUGAUGUGGAGUACGCCGAGCUGUCAAUGACCCAGAGAUUGCCAACAAAAUCAAACACAAAUGUGGCAGAUUCCAGUAACAUAGCCAAUGCUAGCCAGUCCUCAGUUGUCAGCGGAUCUGUGACUGAAGACACAACUGCCCUGGACGAAGAACUUAUGCUGUUAACCUUGUUUGAUGACACUCCGUUAAACUCGGCUUCUCUAAACGAAAGUGGGUCGGUUUUAAGCAACCAAACAGGUCGCACAUCCAUCCGUCAGCCGGUAAUAUCUGCCAGCGUGUUCGAAAGUCUGUUAGAGCCACCUAGGUUGAAUGCCAUACCACUAACUGUGAAUGAUUCGGAUUCGACUGAAAGCAACUCCAACUCCGCUACCACGUCCAUUAAUGGUGAAGACAACAAUUUAGUAUGGAAUUCUCAGAAACCGUAUGAUCGAUUUGAUCGAAUGUUGAAUAAUAUUCAAUUAAUGGAGAAAGCGGCCACGGGUGCAUCGUCAACAUCAAAUACGUCAAAUGCAGUCAACAGUCGUGUGUCAGAACAAACCACGGAUGCUAGUUGGUCUGUUCCGGUAUCAAGAUCAAACAGUACAAGUGAAAGGAAGGUUGGUCAAAGCCACGCGCUUUAUGACGCACUUUCUUCUUCUGCCAGGAAUCGUAAACGGGAACGUGACUGGGAUGCACAACAACGGAACAACCUAUCUCUCAGUACAAAUCGAAGUGAUUCACCAUUGCACAUGGAUGUAAACCAGUGUAUAAACUUAGAUGCAUCAGCCAGCAAUCCCAACUCAUCAAAAAAUUGGGUGGGAAUAUUAAACCUCGAUAGAACCAAUGUGCCAUCGACUUCGAAGGAUUACCACAAGCAUAUUGCUCAUGAUACUAGUUUCUGGACAAAUGUAUUCUUUCCGUCCACAAGUUCGGAAGGCAUUGGACAACAACUUCAACAGAUGGAUCAAGAGUUGAGAAAUCCUAGCAUUCAGCUAGACAAUUCCGGAAAAUCAUCACAAAUAUCUGCGCAAGCGGCCUGUGCGGUCAAUAAUCCAUCAGGCUCACAAUCAGAUGUGGGACGUUUAAAAGUGAACUAUUUUAAAAAACUGAAGAAGAUUAAAAACACUCUCAAUGGGAAUAUAGAAUUGGAAAAUGUUGCCAAUGAGAGCUCGCGGGGUACUUCGACAUCUCAGAUCAAUAAAAAUGGAAGCUUAUCCGACGAAGAAACAUGCCAUGAAUAAUUGUAACAGAACAUAAAAUGCUGAUUUUAUUUAUACCUACCAUUUUAAACAUAUAUUUCAUAAACACAAUAUUUAGCUAGUCUGAAAUACGUAGUGGAAAUUUUUAAACAUAUGAUAUACUCCCAAUAUUAGACAAAAUUUAUUGACUGAGGUGAAUCGAUGAAUUCGCAAGCGACUGAUAUAUUGUAAACUGUCGUCCUAAUACAUUCAAACUAAAGAUAUCAAA